Coregonus clupeaformis (lake whitefish) is the source of this 3857-nucleotide messenger RNA. Its product is annotated as protein ABHD8-like. The transcript has 5 exons. Gene Ontology annotation, molecular function: catalytic activity. The coding region runs from base 330 to 1715 and encodes 461 amino acids. Lineage: Eukaryota; Metazoa; Chordata; Actinopteri; Salmoniformes; Salmonidae. The record is from RefSeq and is a predicted model, not a curated record.
CAAACGGGUUGGUAGAAUCAUGCCCGUGUGCGCAACGCCGAAGGAUGCUGAUCAAAAGAGCAUUGAUCUGGCUAUUUAAAAAUUGAAAUUGGCACACCUACUUAGUGUGCAUUACUUAGAUUUAAAGCCUUAUUAUAUUUGUUGAUUAGUACGAUGUAAACCAUCUGCAGAUGAGCAAUUAACAACUUCUCCAUAUUGCAGAUUGCUUUUGAAUUAUACCAAUGCAACAGAUUUUCAGCUGCAGUUAAUUAUUAUCAACCUAUUGACUAUCGUUUUAUGGGAGAGGAGCAUCAUAUUUCACGUCCUUAAUCAUCAGUAAGGCAGGCACCAUGCUGACCAGCAUUACAGACGGGAUCCUGUGCUGUCUGACUGGGAAGGCUACCAGCCUGGUGAUGCCCGUCGAGUCCUCCGAGCCAGCUGACGCCUUUGAGUUUGUGGAGGUGAAGCCCGGGAGAGUCCUAAGGGUUCGCCACAUCAUCCCUGAGCGCCAGUCACCGGUGGUGACGGAGGAGGACCAGGUAAAGGAGCCAGAGCAGGUGAAGGGCAGUGGAAACAGCAACAGCAGCAGUGUGCACUGCAAGCGCAAGAUCACUGUCUACCGCAACGGCCAGCUAGUCAUUGAGAACCUGGGUGACGUGCUGCACUCGCAGAUCCUCCAGUGCCAGGAUGGAGACCUAGAGCCCUGCAGCACCGUGGAGGUGGAACUGGCCGACUAUAAGGAAGUGACCACCUCCCCUGAACCCACGCCUCCCCUACCCAUGGUCGGGGAGCAGAAACCUGCGGCACCUCCUCGCCGGCGCCACCGCAAGCCCAAGCGCACAUUGAUGAUUGACUCGGAGAGGGAGAUCUCCAGCUGCAAGGGGACGCACUCGGACGUGGCGCUCUUUUUCGUACAUGGGGUAGGCGGCUCGCUGGACAUCUGGGGCAGCCAGCUGGACUUCUUCUCGCGGCUGGGGUAUGAAGUCAUCGCCCCUGACAUGGCGGGCCACGGGGCCAGCACAGCACCCCACAUCGCGGCGGCCUACACCUUCUACGCCCUGGCCGAGGACAUGCGCGCCAUCUUCAAGAAAUACGCCCGUAAACGCAACAUCCUAAUCGGGCACUCCUAUGGGGUAUCGUUCUGUACCUUCCUGGCCCAUGAGUAUCCAGACCAGGUUCACAAGGUGGUGAUGAUCAAUGGAGGGGGGCCCACAGCUCUGGAGCCCAGCCUCUGUUCAAUCUUCCAGCUGCCUUCCUGUGUGCUGCACUGCCUCUCCCCCUGUCUGGCCUGGAGCUUUCUCAAGGCUGGGUUUGCCCGUCAGGGAGCCAAAGAGAAGCAGCUGCUGAAGCAGGGCAAUGCCUUCAACGUGAAUCCAUUUGUGUUGCGAGCCAUGAUGAGUGGGCAGUACUGGCCCGAGGGGGACGAGGUGUACCAUGCUGAGCUUACUGUGCCCAUCCUGUUGGUGCACGGCAUGUACGACAAGUUUGUGCCCAUGGAUGAGGACCAACGCAUGGCAGAGAUCCUUCUCUUUGCGUUCCUGAAAGUCAUCGAGGAGGGCAGUCAUAUGGUGAUGAUGGAGUGCCCUGACACAGUCAACACCCUCCUGCACGAGUUUUUCCUAUGGGAGCCCGACAUGUCCAAAAAGGACGCCGCUAAGACUGAUGCUGACAAGACUGUUACGGUCAAUGGCGUUGUCGUUCAGACACCAAAACCAAACAAGCCCAUGGAAAAAUAACCAGUAAGGAGUUUCAUUUUACAUGAGCAAACCCAAUCCGAGGGCCUGUCUUUGGCAGGUGGCACGUGGUCUUAGGGCUGCUCGCAGGCUGAGAGCUGUUAUUAACAGGGCCAGAGUUUGUUGUGGAAGUGGAGGGGAGGCAACUGGUGCGCCAAGCUAGAGUUGGCAUUUGAAUGGGACUGUAGAAAGAAGAAGACAGGAAAUGAUGGAAAGAAGAGAGGCGGAAUCUAUUACAACGACAGAGAUGGGUGUUUCUGUUUUCCCUUUGACAGCUGUCUGUGCUCCAUCAUGUGGUGUUUGUAAUCAGACAGACCUCGGGUCCAGAUAAUGUUUUUAAAACACAAUAUCCAUUCGUAAUGCUCUGAAGUACCAAACUUGGUUGGUGAGUGGGCCAUUGUCAACCAAAGUGAGGAGGCCAUGACUAUUAAAUGGUGUGUGGAUUGCCUUACUAUCUAUCUUCCAUCAUCUUGUGAAUAAUAUAUCACUGCUGAUUGGUGUCCUCCUGUCAUCAGUUGCAAGUUAAAUAAGGAUCUUAUAAGACUGGGUCCAUAUGAUGGAUUCUCUUCAAGGGAAUCAUUAACUAAAUAGGAUAACUGAGAAACUAUCCAGAUAAUGCUAGCCAAUGGGUGACUGUGGUGUGUUAUGGGAGUAAGAUCGUUUAUGAUACAUGGCGAUCCAGUUUGCAUGAGGUCAUCCUCAUAAUGAUCAUCCCCAAUUAAGCAGGUUAUAGACUAAAGUGUUGACUGGAUGGAAGUAGUGGUGAAUGGAUUGGUAAUUGUUAUGGCAAAUAAACAUGCAAUAAGUAAUCACAUAAAGUAUGUUACAGGCAUAAUAAAAACAUACACCUAAACAAAUUGAUCAUACAAUUUCAAUAACCUCAUAAAAUAUCAUCACGCCAAAGUAAAGCUGUUAAAACAUAUCCUUGAGCAAGCUAAGUAUCUGUCAGUUACAGUCAGUAUCUGUCAACUUUGUGCAUUAACUCACGCUUGAAGUUUAGGGUAUUGGUUCGCUUUUUAAACAUAAUGAUUCAUCUAUGCACAACAUGGAGUGGAGUAUUUUGCCUUAAGAACCAUUUGCGGUGUUGUCCAAUAUUAUGCAUUUAGAAACCUAUGAUUACUGUAUGUGUCUACACUUGCAUAUGCAUUUGAAGUUGUUGCAUGAAUAGGCUUUUAAGAUAUUCGAGAAUUUUCUUGACUACAUACUACAAAUCCAAAAACCUCCCGUGUCCUCUGAGAGUAUAAUCUAAGGGGCAUUAUGGACAGAGAAGAAGUUGGACCAAAGCUUUAGUGAUAGGCAGUAAUCGAAAUUAUGUAAAAGUAUUCCAUAACUAUUAUUUAUCCAUACUGAUGCCAGUUAUUAAACUUCCAAUCUUGCAAGUUCAACCCAUUUUGCCUCAGAAUUUGAUGUAACACCAUUUAGAAUAAUGUUGUUCUUCCGUCUACAAGAUAGUGUAGCAAAGCAUUUUCCUCCACUGCCCUCCAGUCAAUCUGUAUGUGCUUACUGCUUGCAAUGUCAAAGGUCAUCCGUGAUAAUAAGCUAAACAUAACGUUAUCAGGUGCUCAUUUGUGAAUGUUUUCGUGUCUCAUAAUGAGAGUGUGUGAUUAAUCUGUGAUUAAGAAGUAUGAAGCACAGUAAUGCAUUUUAUGGUUCGGUCUCUCCGACUGCUACACACUGUUUAUUGCAUAUGCAUUAUUCUGAGAAAAGAUGCAAGAAGAUUAUGCAAUUUCAACAGAGAAAAGGUGAGUUAUGAACUGUAGACUAAGAUAAUGUACUAUUAAGUAAUGGAAACAAAUAGGUUGAGGAACAAAUUAGUUUAACGUGGACUGUCCAAUACCAUGAAGUGCUUCUGAUGCAAUGUCUGCUUAUGCACUGUAUAGAUUAAUCCGACAGCUAUAUGGACUGCAAGGUGCACGCACAUUUGCUUCCUCCGCUAAAUGUAUAAAAAUCGGUCAGUGUUCCUAUCCAGUGUGCUAUAAUUUGUGGUUCAAAAUGUGUAAAUGUCAUUGAUGCAUUUAUUCAUGGCCAUCAGAACUCAUGCACUGCCUGAAUGUAGGUGCAUAUAAAAUUAUGAUAUAUCGAACUGUUCAAUUGAGUGUAUGAAUGUGCCUUUCAUGGCAUGAAUUAAAACAAAUGUUUGUAUUA